Messenger RNA from Chenopodium quinoa (quinoa), 567 nucleotides. RefSeq names its product zinc finger MYM-type protein 1-like. Bases 1 to 567 code for a protein of 188 amino acids. The record is from RefSeq and is a predicted model, not a curated record. The transcript has a single exon. NCBI's taxonomy places the organism in Eukaryota, Viridiplantae, Streptophyta, Magnoliopsida, Caryophyllales, Amaranthaceae.
AUGGAGCGAUUUUUAGGCAUUGUUCAUGUUGGUAAUACUAUCGCUUUAACUCUUAAAGAUGCAAUCAUGUCUUUACUUGUUGAACAUUCAUUGAGUCCGUCUAUGAUAAUAGGGAAAGGGUACAAUGGAGCUAGCAACAUGAAAGGUGAAAUAAAUGGUCUUAAGACUUUGAUUAUGAAUGAUACUCCAAGUGCCUACUACAUACAUUGUUUUGCUCAUCAACUUCAACUAACACUAGUUGCCGUUGCUAAAAAGAAUGAUAGUUGUGGUUGGCUUUUUGAGAUACUUGCAAAAUUAUUGAAUGUGGUUGGAGUUUCUUGCAAGAGAAGAGGAAUGAUUCGAUCGACAAGAUUAAAAGCUCAAGAAGUUGCUCGAGCAUUGGAUGUAGGGGAUAUUGGGAGUGGAUCCGGUUUAAAUCAAGAACUUGGUUUGAAGAGGCCCGGGGAUACUCGUUGGAGUUAUCAUUACAAGUCUCUUUCAAACAUCAUCCUCUUAUUUCCCACAAUUGGUAAGGUACUUUUACACAUUGGGAAGCAUGGUAUAUCGAAAGAUAAGUUCAAAGCUUAA